AUGAAGGAUGUUGGAUUAAGCUUACCUGACCACCAAAUGCAAAUUCCAUCUCCACUUGUAACCUGCCCCCAAAUUUUGUCGUUCUGGCCCUCAAUCAAUAAUGAUCGUCAUGAUUCCCCUUCCCUACCAAAAGUUAUGUGCGUUUCUGCUACAUUCAAUGGCCUCUGGAGCAUUCCGCCAUGGCCGGUGUUGUCCCCAUGGUAUAUUUUAGAUAUUGUCGGAGGCUAUUUCAUGCCAUGGAAUUGGAUAUUUUCGCCGUACAAGGAUGAUUCUGCACGGGUUCCUAUGCCUAAGGAUCAUCAUAUACUCAAUAUGUCGCCCAAGAUUUCGCUCCAUCGCCAGAAUCAUUCUUCCGCGGAACUUGUGAAAGAAAUUGCUGCACUCGAAGUUGAAAUAGUGAAUUUGGAGAGUUACCUUCUUUCUCUGUACCGGACAGCGCUUCACCGGCAUCUCCCGAGCAUUCCAGGGGACUACGGCAACCAUGUAAAAGAAAUAACUGGAAUAUCUCCACGUUUUACCUCGGAUCAUCUUUCCCUGAAAUCAAAACUGGAAACACCAAGAAAUUCCAAGGAUCAGAAAGCCCGAAGCUCUUCGGAAAGCGCUUUAACCAGCUCUUCAAAAUCAAUUCAAAUUGCCCUUCCAAAGCCCUCGCCUUGCAAGGAAAGGAAGAGCUUCCGGCACCGUAGCCUUGCUGAUCAUUUCGGGAAUCAUUACAUAGAUGAUUCCUUCAUCUCCCCGGGUAGACUAUCCGAAGACAUUAUGAGAUGUAUAUCGUUGAUUUAUUGCAAACUCGCCAGCCCCGCACAGACUCACAAAGGGUAUUCCGUCUCGUCCUCUUCCUCCUUCUGCUCCUCCAGCACAUUCUCCCCGAGAAAUUUAUCAGGCAGUUGGAGUCCUCAAUGCACUGACGAAAUUAGCGAGAAUUGUGGUUCGGAAGGCGUGAAACAGGACAAAGGACCCUACUCUGGAAUGGUGGAAGUUACGAAGAUACGUUUGGACGACGAGAGUUAUGGUUAUGCAGCUACGAUGCUCCAUAAAUUCAGGUCUUUAGUCAAGCAUCUCGAGAAAAUUGACUUAAAGAAGAUGAGGCGCGAAGAGAAGCUCGCUUUUUGGAUCAACAUUCACAAUGCAUUGGUGAUGCACGCUUACUUGGCGUACGGAACUCAAAACUACAUAAAGAGCGCUUCCAUUGAAAAGGCUUCUUAUAAUGUCGGAGGACAUCAUGUAAAUGCUUACGACAUACAAAGCAGCAUUCUGGGAAUCAAAUCACAUUAUUCUGCCCCUUGGCUUCAGACACUUCUAUCUCCCGGGAAGAAGUUCCGGGCUGGGACUACCAAACAUCCUUGUGCUAUCGACUACCCUGAACCGCUCGUUCAUUUCGCCCUUUGCUCGGGCUCAUACUCUGAUCCUGCGCUUCGAGUCUACACCUCAAAGCACAUCUUUCACGAUCUGAAAGUCGCCAAGGACGAGUUCAUGCAGGCCACCGUGUACAUCCACAAGCAAACAAAGAUAUACCUGCCGAAAAUCCUUCGGUAUUAUGCCAAGGACGUGUCGCUCAGCAUGGCAGAGCUUCUGGAAGUGGUCUGCGGAAGCCUCCCGGUGAGCCAGCAGAAAGACAUCACGAAAAUGGCCAAGGGUAGGCCGGAGAAGCACGUGUACUGGCUCGAGCAGAGCGCGUCGUUUCGAUACUUGAUCGACAAGGAAGUAGCUGAAAUGAGAUGGAGUUCUUGAUUGAUGAUGAUACAAGAGAGUAUGUUGACAAUAUCCCUUUCUUUUUUCUCCUCCAGAAAUCAAAGAUUGCUUCAGUUAGUA
Messenger RNA from Andrographis paniculata, 1812 nucleotides. RefSeq lists its product as uncharacterized. The record is from RefSeq and is a predicted model, not a curated record. NCBI's taxonomy places the organism in Eukaryota, Viridiplantae, Streptophyta, Magnoliopsida, Lamiales, Acanthaceae. The transcript is spliced from 11 exons. The coding region runs from base 1 to 1731 and encodes 576 amino acids.